Messenger RNA from Iphiclides podalirius (scarce swallowtail), 1323 nucleotides. The record is from the annotation of a GenBank genome assembly. Lineage: Eukaryota; Metazoa; Arthropoda; Insecta; Lepidoptera; Papilionidae.
AUGAUUUUGUCCUCCGAAGGGUACGGCGAUAAGCUGAGCUUCACGUUUCCGGGGGAAGCCAAAAGGGUCCCGAAGGGGCGCGCACUAGCUCCUGCGGGGCCCAAGAUACGGCCUACUGCAGUGCAACCGAUCUUCGCGACGGCCAGCCUUAAAGAACAGGGCCGACAGAACUCGGAGAUUCAGAACAUCAUCACUGGAAUCGUCAAGCUUUUGAAUGGGAAUGUUAACGUGCAAGCCAAUACGCAGCUGUUGAACGGGAGGCCGGGGCGGCCGAUGGCUUCCAGGAUAAACAAUCGCGGGCCGCCGAAGAUAUCGGACGUGCCGCCGAUACCGGAACUCGAUCCGAUUAUAACCCCACCGGCGUACGCGUUUCACCCGACGAAAACGCCGCCGCCGUACCCCUUCGACCGACCGCCCUAUCAUGGUGUCAAUUUACCCGAGCAAAUUGUCCCACCAGUGUCACCUCAUAGGCCGGGCUUCCACCGACCAAUGCCUCCCUGGCAAAGGCCUCGACCCAGGCCGCCAAACCGACGGCCCAACCCUAAUCUGCCGAUAUACAAGCCAACACCCCCGCCUCCACCGAUAGACAUUCCAAACUACGACGAGCCCAGACCCGGAGAAGAAGGUGUUAGCGAGAAUGAAGCUAGUCACUCCGAAAACAACAUAUCCGAUAAUAAGGAGCAACAUCAGUUGCCAAAUUCACCGGAAGUCGAUAAGGACGAAAUACAGCUCACCACAGCUGACACAACGACGCCAUCAACCACAACAACUACGACAACGACGACGACGGAAUCGACAACGACAACAACGGAAUCCACAACCACGACAACGACCACCACGACAACUGAGAAACCGACCGAGCCGCCGACGGAGAAACAAACGGAACCGCCCACCGAGCAACCGACGCAGCCGCCGACUGAGAAGAUUCCAACGACCACGGAAAAGCGCGAAACGCUCAUCGACAAAAAGGAAAAGAAGAAACACUCCGAGAAAGAGAAGCAGAACAAGGACAUAAAUAGAGUUGUGGAGGGGCGACCGAGAUAUGAAAUAUCCAAGAACGACACUUCAGCUGGACAGGUGCUCGAGCCGUCAAUGUCUGAAUCCAGCUCGACCACAACUACCAGUGCGCCAACACCCACAGAAGGAUUGAUUAGCCACGCGCCAAGCGAUACCCCAACUCUUAUCAGCACCAUAAAGACUUCAUCGAUUAAUUCGCAACCUUUACCAUCUUCCCAGGGCAUCCCGUACCACCCGUACCGGCCGAGGCCAGGAAUAGUUCUGGACGACCCGGCACUUCAAGCCACACGGUACCCGGUACAGGCC